AUGUGUUCUAAUGAUAAUCCAACAACACGAUCGAUCGUAACUGAUUAUUUCAACUGGCGUUUAAAAAAUAAAACAAUAACAAAUAAUCGUUUAUUUAUGAUUAUACGUAAACUUGCUUAUGAUUGUGAAACAAUUUAUUAUUCUCAACAACCAAUAUUUAAUGUUCAUUUGUCAUCAUCAAUAAUCGAUCUUCAAAAUAUUCAUUAUGAAAUAACAACUGAAUUAUUUAAUGAUGGAACAAUAACAUGGAGUCGAAUUAUAACAUUCAUUUCAUUUUCAGCUAUACUAGCUGAAUAUUUUAUACAGCAACAACAACAAAAUAUGGAUUUCUUUAUAUCAUCAAUUAUUGAUUGGACAACAAAUUUUAUUGAUAUAAAUCUUCAUACAUGGCUUGAAAGUCAAAAUUAUUGGACUGGAUGUUUGAAGAUUUAUGAUAAAACUUCACAACGACGAAAUUCUAUUAGUCGCUAUGCAAGUAUUCUUGGAACUAUAGGCAAGUAUAUUACAAUGCUUUUAAGAGAAUGA
Molecule: messenger RNA, 525 nt
Organism: Rotaria sp. Silwood1
Lineage: Eukaryota; Metazoa; Rotifera; Eurotatoria; Philodinida; Philodinidae
Source: the annotation of a GenBank genome assembly